This is a messenger RNA of Asterias rubens (European starfish), 2594 nucleotides long. RefSeq names its product transmembrane emp24 domain-containing protein 10-like. The record is from RefSeq and is a predicted model, not a curated record. The transcript is spliced from 5 exons. Gene Ontology annotation, cellular component: COPII-coated ER to Golgi transport vesicle; endoplasmic reticulum; Golgi apparatus. Gene Ontology annotation, biological process: endoplasmic reticulum to Golgi vesicle-mediated transport; Golgi organization; intracellular protein transport. Bases 168 to 797 code for a protein of 209 amino acids. NCBI's taxonomy places the organism in Eukaryota, Metazoa, Echinodermata, Asteroidea, Forcipulatida, Asteriidae.
CACCGCGGAUUGGUAGCACACAGGUCCAAGCUGCCAGGUUGGCAAGUAACAUCUGGAUAUUUCACCAUUUUGCCGUCAGAAAUCCUCCUUUUUGAAAGAUAUCCCAUAAACCCCGGAUUGUAUCGAGGUCUGAGACAGUUUGACCAUUCUCUCAUCGCGGCUAAAUUAUGAAUCCUACUGGUUUUGUGGUAGCGUUUUUGGCAGUGCUGUGUUGUAUGAUUUCACAAGUCAGAUGCCUUUCGUUUAUGCUGCCACCAAAUGUGAAAAAGUGUCUGCAAGAAGAGAUCCACAAAGAUGUUCUUGUGACUGGGGACUACAAACUGAGCGGUGCACCAGGACAUAAAACACUGUUACUUGUCAGUGAUAGCAAAGGACAUAUUUUGUAUACUAAGGAUGAUGCAUUAGAGGGCAAGUUUGCUUUCACAUCGGACGACUACGACACAUUUGAGAUUUGUUUCACGACAAAGCUCCCCGCUGGAAUGAGGGGAGCAGACCGUGAGGUAUUUAUUGACAUUAAGAGAGGUGUGGAGGCUAAGAGCUAUGAAGAUAUAGCCAAAUCUGAGGCGUUGAAGCCUUUGGAGGUUGAACUUCGUCGCUUGGAAGAUUUGUCUGAGGCCAUUGUCAAUGAUUUUGCCUACAUGAAAGCUAGAGAAGAGGAGAUGCGAGAUACCAAUGAGUCAACAAAUUCCAGAGUUUUGUAUUUCAGUAUUUUCUCAAUGGUCUGCCUCCUUAGUCUUGCUACCUGGCAGGUCUUCUACCUUAGACGUUAUUUCAAAUCAAAGAAGCUCAUCGAGUGAAAACCUUUAAGAGGCCUUUAGCUCAGAUGUUUCUUAGACAUGGAUGUGGGUAGAAUUAUUUUAAGCAGAUAUUUCCAGUUUUCUUGACCAUUUAAAGCUUCUAUUCCGCAUAUUUAUUUUCUUGAAUUUUGUCCAAUUGUUCCUAGUACACAAUUUCAGUGCAGUGUUAAUCACGACUACAAACAUUGUUUGAUUAACAAUUGUUAAUGCACUAGUCUGUCCAAUCCUUAGGAAAAUAUCAGAGUUGCGGUCACCUGUGCCCAAUUUCAUAGAGCUGCUUAAGCACAAGUGGCUAGCACAAAACAUUUCUGCUUACCCGAUCAAACUGCAUAUUAAUGGUUUUCCUGCUAAUAUUAUUUGCCGAGCAGAAAAUUGUUUGACAAAUAUUUUCUUCUGAAGCAGCUCUUUGAAAUUUGCGUACAACAAAUAAAAACAAACUAUCUUGAUUUUUAACACUGUCUUACAAACAAAAUAUUUGGGGACAUGGUCUACAUGUAGAGAGCUUUUGGGCUGUCAUCAGGCAAAGAAAUAACAAUAUAAAAUACAAAUAAGUUCUUAGUAAUAUUUUUAUUGGUAUAAAUCACACUUCAAAGCGGUUGGAGUGGGCAUACACAUUUUUACAAGCCUCAAUACAUUUCUUUCUUUCUAUUACAUCAUUUAAAUAUUUCUCAUUAGUUUCUCUUUUAUAAAGUAUGUUUGGUGUUCACUCGACACCAACUUUUAUUUAGAAUCCAGCAGAGAGCUGUUACUUUAUUCUCUCUCUUUCUUUUUGCGAUCAAGUUUUAUCAAUAUUUGAAGAGGGGAUAAUCUUUCAGCAUUCUUGAUGAACUUUAUGUGAAGAUUGUGACGUUCCUAGAAUCUUUAAGAGAUACAAGUUGGUUUUAAAAACUUACAUGUGAAUGGUAAAUUGUGUAUUUACUGUGAACUAUACAGCAGGCCACUUUUCCGUCAAUCACUAAAAUUUCAUCUACUUUUUGGAAAACUUCAAAAUGCUGUACAAAGUUUUGUGUGCAUGACAGUUUCUUUUAACAUGUCUGUGUAUAUAUUACUUCUUGUGAGAGAGCACACUGCUCAAAAUUCAUGACUGUUGUAAGUCAGUGGUUCUCUUUGCUUAUACUCCAAUAAGGUUACACGUUGUGGAUUCAAUACAUUGACAUUGUCUAGGAAUCUCAGUAAGUUUUCUUUUUGGUGUUAGUUAUUUAAAGGAUAGUUUUCUCGUUAAAAAUACCUUGAAGGAAAACCCUUUUGCAAAUGAUGUCACUCCUAGCGCUUUGAUAUUUCAGGGGGGGGGGGGAUUACUGUUACAGUUGGUCAACUCUAAUGCCCACAUUUAUUUAAGUGUUGACCACAGAAUAGAACCCGAAUAACUGCUGUGUGUAUCUGCUUUGAAGCAAUUCAUGCACGCUGCCAUUUUAGCUGAAUUUCAGCUCUACCAUUGGUUCAUCUGGAUAACGUUGCCUGAGAGGCAUAUCACAUGGUAUCAUUAGCUAAGAAUUCCUGUGUUCUGUGGUGUUUACCCUUGUAAAAUCAGACAUGGUUGCUCUGUGACAUCCUAGCAUAUACAACAGCAGAAAUUUUAAUUCGCCCUAGGCAUUGUUUUCACUACGUACAAAAUACAUUAUUAAUUGGCAAAAUGAAAGUAAAGUGUUUGUUUUCUUCACCGAUAAUGGACAGACUUUGUUUUCAAAAUUCCUAGACUUUACAAACAGUUUUGUUGUAAACUAGCAUUUUAAUUAAUUAAAAUUGUUUAGUAGCAACUUAUAUUUGAAGAUUGAUAAAUAAAACUUUUGAACAAAA